CGCAUUCGAUAUGACAGCUCCAUAGGUUAUGACUGUUAUAAUUCAUCAGGGCGCUCUUCAGGUCCCAAUAGCGGGCCUCCAUUACAAUAUUCUCCGUAUCUCAUACCAGAAACAAGUUCACUGCCAUUGGUUGUGACACUAUCGCCUACAUCGAUGGUUUCUCCGCAGCUGACUCUUCACACAGAUUUUAAAAAAAAAAGAACUUUUCAACCGGAUGUUUAACAUUUUGUGGUAACGUGGGCGAUGUGAUAAAUGGGUCUUGUUCCGGCAUUGGCUGCUGCCAGACGGCUAUCCCUAGAGGAAUGCAGGCUUAUUUCUUCAAUUUUACUACUCUUCAGAGUCAUUCCACAGUGUUGAGGUUCAAUCCUUGCAGUUAUGGAUUUCUUGUGGAAGAUGGAGUCUACACCUUCUCUAUAUCAGAUCUUUCCAACAUAGAUUUCAACAAAAGGAAAUACCCACUUAUUCUUGAUUGGACAAUCGGGAAUCAAACAUGUGAAGAAGCUAAAAUGGACCCAAAAAAUUAUGCUUGCAAGCAAAAUAGUGCUUGUAUAGAUCCAGAAAGUGGCCCUGGAUAUUUGUGCAAGUGUAAUGAUGGUUUUCAGGGUAACCCUUAUCUCUCCAACGGCUGCCAAGAUAUUGAUGAAUGUGAGACACUGAAGCCGUGCACUAAUAUUGAAACAUGUCAUAAUACACCUGGAAGCUAAAAUUGUUCAUGCCCUCAUGGGUUCAAGGGUGAUGGCCGGAAAAAUGGAACAGGUUGCCAUCGUAUAUUCAAGCCGCAGAACAGUGAGAGGUUUCGCAUUCUUGCUAUUGCACUAGAUGUUGGGUUAAGUUUAGGGAUCUUAUUUCUAAUUGUCGGGGUAUGGUGGCUUUAUAAGAUACUGCAGAGAAGAAAGUACAUUAAACUCAAACAAAAACUCUUCGAAAGAAAUGGUGGAUUAUUGUUUCAGAAAAAGAUGUCUUCAAAUGAAGGCGGUCUAGAUAAAGCUAAACUCUUCAGUUCUAAAGAGUUGGAAAUAGCUACUGAUCAAUAUAAUGAGAACAGAAUAUUGGGUUGUGAAGGCCAAGGCAUGGUUUAUAAAGGAAUGUUGUCUGAUGGGAGAAUUGUUGCAGUAAAGAAGUCCAAGACUGUAAACGAAGGGUAUCUUGAACAAUUUAUCAAUGAGAUCUUUAUUCUUUCUCAAAUUGAUCAUAGAAAUAUUGUCAAGCUAUUAGGCUGUUGCUUGGAGACCGAAGUGCCCCUCCUUGUUUAUGAGUUCAUCCCUAAUGGAACCCUUUCUCAUCUCAUUCAUGACCAAAAUGAAGAGUACCCGAGGUCGUGGGAUAUAAGAUUAUGCAUUGCAGCGGAAGUUGCGAGUGCAAUUUCUUACUUGCACUCAUCUGCAUCCAUCCCCAUUUAUCACCGAGAUAUCAAAUCUAGUAACAUACUACUAGAUGAAAAGUUUCGAGCAAAAGUAUCAGACUUCGGAACAUCUAGAUCAAUCGGCAUCGAUCAAACUCACUUGACAACUAAAGUGCUUGGGACUUUUGGGUAUUUAGAUCCUGAAUACUUCCAGUCAAGUCAUUUUACUGAAAAAAGUGAUGUUUAUUGUUUUGGAGUGGUUAUUGUCGAGCUCUUAACGGGGAAAGAGGCAAUCUUGACGUUUGGAUCACAAGAAAAGAGGGGCUUAGUCUCGUAUUUUUUGUUGUCGAUGGAAGAAAACCAUUUGCUGGAUAUUGUUGAUGUUGAAAUUGGGAAGGAUAGUCAAAAGGAUGAAGUAGUAGCAGUUGCUGAACUUGCGAAAAGAUGCUUGAACUUAGAUGGGAGAUAUAGACCAACAAUGAAAGAAGUGGCCAUGGAACUCGAGAGAUUUAGAACUCGGCAAAGUGAUUGCAUCCCCAUUGACCAACCUAAACAAGCUUAG
Gossypium raimondii (Peruvian cotton) is the source of this 1904-nucleotide messenger RNA. RefSeq names its product putative wall-associated receptor kinase-like 11. NCBI's taxonomy places the organism in Eukaryota, Viridiplantae, Streptophyta, Magnoliopsida, Malvales, Malvaceae. The record is from RefSeq and is a predicted model, not a curated record. Gene Ontology annotation, molecular function: protein serine/threonine kinase activity; calcium ion binding; ATP binding. Gene Ontology annotation, cellular component: plasma membrane. Gene Ontology annotation, biological process: cell surface receptor signaling pathway; protein phosphorylation. The transcript is spliced from 3 exons.